AUGGCACGCCUGAGCUUCCUGCUCGUCGGUGCCCUCACAGCCCUCAGCGGAUUCGCCAACGCAAGCUCCGCAGUGAAAGACCUGAUCCCCUCCAACUUCGACGAUGUCGUCCUCAAGUCCGGCAAGCCCGCACUAGUCGAAUUCUUUGCUCCCUGGUGUGGCCACUGCAAGACCCUUGCUCCAGUCUACGAGGAGCUCGCCCAAACCUUUGCCUCCGCCGAGGACAAGGUUACCAUUGCCAAGGUCGACGCCGAUGAGAACCGCUCGCUGGGCAAGCGCUUCGGCGUCCAGGGAUUCCCCACUAUCAAGUGGUUCGAUGGCAAGAGUGACAAGCCCGAGGAGUACAAGGGCGGCCGUGAUAUCGACAGUCUCUCCGCCUUCAUCACCGAGAAGACCGGCGUCAAGCCCCGUUCCGCACAGAAAGAGCCCAGCAACGUUGAGUACUUGAACGAUGUUUCUUUCAAGACUACCGUUGGCAGCGACAAGGAUGUCCUGGUCGCUUUUACCGCCCCGUGGUGUGGACACUGCAAGAGCCUCGCUCCUACUUGGGAAUCCCUCGCCAAUGACUACGUCCGCGAAUCCAACGUCGUUAUCGCCAAGGUCGAUGCCGAAGCCGAGAAUUCCCGUGCCUUGACCAAGGAGCAGGGCGUCACCGGAUACCCUACCAUCAAGUUCUUCCCCAAGGGCUCCACCGAGGCCGAGGACUACUCCGGUGCUCGCUCCGAAGAUGCCUUUGUCAAGUUCAUUAACCAGAAGGCCGGUACCCACCGUACUCCCGGUGGUGGUCUCGAUGCCGCUGCCGGUACCAUCGCCGUUCUGGACAAGAUUGUUUCCGAGCACGUCGCCGCUCAGAAGCUCGACAAGCUCGCCGUCGAGGUCAAGAAGGCCGCCAAGGGCCUUGAAGACAAGUACGCCGAGUACUAUGUCAAGGCCGCCGACAAGCUGAGCAAGAAUGGAGAAUACGCUGUCAAGGAGGUGACUCGUCUCCAGAAGAUUUUGGCCAAGGGUGGCUCUGCCCCUGAGAAGCUGGAUGAUAUUGUCUCCCGUAGCAACAUCCUCAGUCGCUUUGUUGGCGAUGUGAAGCAUGAUGAGCUUUAA
Molecule: messenger RNA, 1098 nt
Organism: Penicillium salamii
Lineage: Eukaryota; Fungi; Ascomycota; Eurotiomycetes; Eurotiales; Aspergillaceae
Source: the annotation of a GenBank genome assembly